Molecule: messenger RNA, 3070 nt
Organism: Eublepharis macularius
Lineage: Eukaryota; Metazoa; Chordata; Lepidosauria; Squamata; Eublepharidae
Gene: MST1
Product: macrophage stimulating 1
Exons: 18
Coding region: 32-2158 (708 amino acids)
Biological process (GO): proteolysis; regulation of receptor signaling pathway via JAK-STAT
Molecular function (GO): receptor tyrosine kinase binding; serine-type endopeptidase activity
Source: RefSeq, a predicted model, not a curated record
ACCCAGCUGGCACAUCUGCCUGGUUGAGCCAAUGUUGCUGGAGGGAAACAUGCAGUCUGUGGCCGUCCUGCUCCUUGUGCUGGUCUGUACGUUGAGCACAGGUCAGCGUUCUCCUCUCAAUGACUUCCAGAGGCUAAAAGCUACUGAGCUGGUUUCUGUGUCCCUUCGCAGAGAGGAGAAGCCCAUCGGAGUGGAGGAGUGUGCAAGGCAGUGCACAGCUUUCCUAGAUUGCAGAGCCUUUCAUUACAACUGGCAGAGUCAUGGCUGCCAGCUGCUGCCUUUGACACAGCAUUCACAUCAAACCCGGUUGCAGAGGAAUGUACACUAUGACCUCUACCAGAAGAAAGCUUAUACAGUGAACUGCAUUAUGGGAGAUGGGUCAAGCUACAGAGGGACACAGUCGGUGACAAAAAAUGAGGAGACCUGUCAACACUGGCGAUUGAAAGUUCCUCAUGAUCAUAGGUUUUCACCAUCGCUACAUAAUGGGUUAGAAGAAAAUUACUGCCGCAAUCCAGACAAAGAUCAGCGUGGUCCCUGGUGCUACACAACUGAUCCUGCCGUUCGGUUUCGAAGUUGUGGAAUCAAGAAGUGUGAAGAUGCAGUAUGUAUGUCAUGUAACGGUGAAGACUAUCAAGGCUUUGUAGAUCACACUGAGUCCGGCAAGGAGUGCCAGCGCUGGGACCUGCAGUUUCCUCACAAGCAUCCAUACCAGCCAAACAAAUACCCUGAUAAAGAUCUGUCUGACAAUUACUGCCGUAAUCCUGACAGUUCUGAGCGUCCUUGGUGUUACACGACAGAUCCUGCAUUAGAGCGGGAAUACUGCCACAUUCGGAAAUGCACAGAGAAACGUCCACGCCUCACUACUAAAACCAGUUGCUUCAGGCUGAAAGGAGAAGACUAUCGAGGCGAGGUGAACACCACUUCAACAGGCGCCCCUUGCCAACGCUGGGACUCACAGGCACCCCACCAACACAAUUUCCUGCCUGAGAAAUAUGAGUGCAAAGACCUGAAGGAGAAUUACUGCCGGAACCCAGAUGGCUCAGAGGCCCCCUGGUGCUUCACUACCCUUCCCCACCUGCGGAUGGCUUUUUGCUUCCAGAUCAAACGCUGUACUGAUGAUGUGGAAAUAGAAGAUUGUUACUAUGGAAAUGGAGAAGAAUAUCAAGGCACUGUCAGUAAGACUCGGAAGGGAAUCACUUGUCAGAAGUGGUCAGAGCGAUCACCUCACAAACCCCAGAUCUUCCCUACUAUGUUCCCCACUGUGCGCCUUGAACAAAACUAUUGUCGCAAUCCUGACAAUGAUAGUCAUGGACCCUGGUGCUACACAAUGGACCCCAGAACCCAGUUUGAUUACUGUGCUAUUGAGCCAUGCGCUAGUAACAAGAAACCCUCUAUCUUGCUGAAUCCAGAGAACGUAGUCUUUGACCAUUGUGGCAGGAGGGAGGAGCGCUGGUUCAGCAAACGGUCUCGUAUUGUAGGGGGGCAUGUUGGAAACUCACCCUGGACUGUCAGCAUCCGCAAUCGGGAAGGAAUCCAUUUCUGUGGAGGGUCACUUGUGAAAGAGCAGUGGGUCAUCAGCACACGCCAGUGUUUCUCCUCCUGUGAUGCUGACUUAUCAGGGUAUGAAGUCUGGCUUGGCACUAUCUUUAAGAACCCUCGCCCUAAUGACCCUGAAAAACAGGCCAUGGCCAUCCGUAAGAUUGUCUGUGGACCUUCUGAAUCUCAGUUGGUGAUGCUGAAAUUAGAGAGACCAGCCAUUCUGAAUUCACGUGUGGCACUGAUCUGUCUUCCACCUGAGCGGUACAUUGUGCCUGAGAAUACCAAGUGUGAGAUUGCAGGAUGGGGUGACACCAGAGGGACUGGUAAUGAAAAUCAGCUCCAUGUAGCUGAGCUGACUGUCAUGAGCCAUCAAGAAUGCAAAGUGGCACUUCGAGGCCGUGUGAAGGAGAGUGAGUUGUGUACAGGACCCCUGCGUAUAGGUGUCGGGGCCUGUGAGGGUGACUUUGGAGGCCCCUUGGCCUGCCUGACUCAUGACUGCUGGGUGCUAGAAGGUGUGAUCACCCCAUCCCGUGUAUGUGCUCGCACAGACCAGCCUGCUGUUUUCACCCGUGUCUCCCUCUAUGUUGAUUGGAUCAACAAAGUGAUGAAGUUGAGCUGAGCUUGCUGGAGCCAUCCUGAAGCUGGGCCCCACUACAGGUUUUGAGAGCCCCUGGCCAGAUACUCUCCAGUGCCCACUCUAGCACACUGCCUCUUCUCUUUUGUGCACACAGGUGCACCCACAUUUUUGUGUUCAUGCUUCCUUCAGCCUCAUUAGGGCCAGCAGAGGCAAAAGUAAUGUGAAAGAGUCAUGCUAUGCUGCUUCCAGCUCUGGUCCUUCAGGAAAUCUGAGAAGUAGAGGCAUCUAGAACAAUCUGGAAGAGGCUUCUGGGGCAGUCACACAUUUCCUAACGGGAAGGGGUGGACCAAGUGUUGACAGUGGGCCUUCUGCCAGGCCAGUGCCUGACCAUGCUGAACUUUGACACUGACAGUGCAUGAAAGCCUUCUCUUCAGAGCUUUGGGCAGGAACUGUCUUGCUCCCUUCACCCACUUGCCAACGGGCUUCCCAUUCUUGAUGUACAAGUCCUAUAUUUGACAUCAGUGUUACCAAAUGGGACAACAUUUCUGAAGUCUGGAUGUGACUUUGGGACCAUCUCUACAAGCAUCUGCCCCUCUUGGAGUAUACAAAGAAUUCUUUCCAUCAAAUGCUAUCAUAAUUCAGACCCUUCUCUCCUGCUUCUUCAGGAACAGCUAUUAUCAUGAUAGCACAGGAACAACAAUAUAGCAAAACAGCUUAUUCCAAAUUGAUACAAUAUUCAUUUAUUUAAAUAGGUUAAGGGUUAUGUUUGUAUAGUGGUAUUACCACACAUAUAUUAUCAAAAUGUUUGAACAAAAAGCAUUGAGGUGUAAGGGGCAGAGACAUAUGUCACCCUUCUAGGAAUGUCCACUGUCUGAUGAAUACAUUCUUCCCAGAAGAAAAAUCUGUAUGGUGUGUCUUACAUUUCAAAAUAUAGGAAUUAUUUCUUCCCGUUAA